AUGAAGGUGGACACCCUGGAUGCCAUUCUAGCUCAGAACAAGAUCAUGUCACAACAAAUCAGUAUGAUUACUCAGCAAUUAAGUAGGAUGCAAGUCUUAGCUGAUAAUACUCAAGAUGCAUCUUAUGACAUGAAUGGAGGCUUCAACCAAGAAGAGAAUUAUGGUUAUGAUCAACCCACUCCUGAGCAAGAGACUAGAGCUUUAAUUCGGAACUUGGAAGUACAAGUGGGUCAGUUGAGCAAAAGAAUACCUGAGAGACCUCCUAACACUCUUCCUGGUGACACAAAGGUAAAUCCAAGGGAAGAGUGUAAGGCCCUCACAAUGGCUCAUGAAUUCAUGCCAAAGGAAGCGCAGGUUGCUAAGGAGUUAGAAGAGAAAGAAGCUCUAGAAAAGGAUGAAGUUACGCUGUCACACGUCUCACCUAGGGCACCUAUUCAAGAGCCUGAAGUAUUACACCCUCAGGAGCUCCAAGAGCAGUCCAAUAAUGAGCAGUUCUCUCAGUUUUUGGAGGUCUUUAAGAAGUUAAAAGUCAAUAUUCCUUUCGCUAAGACUCUUGAGAAAAUGCCUCCCUAUGUAGCAUUCAUGAAAGGCUUACUCUUUGAGAAGAAGGCCUUAAAGAGAGAUAAAAUAGUGGUACUGACCAAGGAAUGUAGUGCACUCAUUCAGAGAAAGCUGCCAGAGAAGAUGCCAGAUCCAAGAAACUUUCAGAUUCCUUGUACUAUUGGGAAUAUCAUUUUUUACAAAGCUAUUUGUGAUCUUAGCUCAAGUAUUAAUCUGAUGCCUUUGUUUGUGAUGGAAAAGCUGCAAAUUCAAGAGGCACAGCCUACAAGGAUAGCACUAUAG
Messenger RNA from Arachis ipaensis, 843 nucleotides. Lineage: Eukaryota; Viridiplantae; Streptophyta; Magnoliopsida; Fabales; Fabaceae. The record is from RefSeq and is a predicted model, not a curated record.